Molecule: messenger RNA, 258 nt
Organism: Aspergillus glaucus CBS 516.65
Lineage: Eukaryota; Fungi; Ascomycota; Eurotiomycetes; Eurotiales; Aspergillaceae
Exons: 2
Coding region: 1-258 (85 amino acids)
Source: RefSeq, a predicted model, not a curated record
AUGGCACCUCGCUCCCAACCAGUCAGAUCUGACGACAAAGAGAAUCAGACCGAUGCCAGCUCCGACCUGACCGAGAUCUUUUCAGACAACAGAUCUGAUAGUGACUCCACCAGUGACCCGGAACUUGAUAGUGAGGAUUCAGAUGAUGAAGAUGAACCCGGCGACAAUAUCUCCGAUGAUGAGAGCCAGCUGCCUCCUGAACACUACGAUGGCACUCAGGAAAUACUUGAUGAGACCCGCAUGUACUGGAAUAGGUAG